CGACUCGCUUACCCCACGCGUAGCUGUCUCUCGUUCUGCUUCGCUUCUUCCUUCGCUCACCCUGAACUCUAUUCCUCGCGGCACUCCGUUUCUUUCUUGACGUUACACCGGAGACAAUCCGUUCGAUUCACAACGCUACGCCUUGACAGAUUCAUCAACAUGGCCAGUGAUCAAGUUCCCGAAUCCAACGUCGACGUGCUCAUCAUCGGCGCCGGCCCUUCGGGGUUGAUGGCCGCCGCAUGGAUGGCCCACUGCGGUGUUAACGCCCGCAUUGUCGACAAGAGAAACUCCAAGAUCCUCUGUGGGCAGGCCGAUGGUCUUCAGUGCCGCAGUCUGGAGAUUUUUGACUCGCUUGGCUUCGCGGACCGGGCAUGGAAGGAGGCUAACCACAUGAUUGAGAUUUGUAUGUGGAACCCCGGCAACGACGGCAUCAUCCGCCGCAGUGACAGGAUCCCAGACACUAUUGUGGGCCUCUCCCGUUUCCAGCAGAUCGUCCUGCAACAGGGCCGGAUCGAACGCUUCUUUCUCGAGAACAUUAAGAAGCACUCAAAGGACCAGAUCAGAGUCGAGCGCGGCGUCCUGCCCGAAUCUCUCGAGAUUGACGUGUCCAAAGUCGACGACGACUCGGCCUACCCGGUGACUGUGAAGCUGCGCCAGCUCUCGGAAGAAGAGGCUGCUCCUCCCCAAGCAGCGAACGCGAGUAGGGUUCCCGACGGCCUCUUCCGGAGCAACCUCGUGCAGGAUGAUGAUGAGGAGGACUUGAUCAAGAAGAGCCGGGCGAGAGCCGGAGAAAGCGAGAUCGUCCACGCCAAAUAUGUCAUUGGCUGUGAUGGUGCUCGCAGCUGGACCAGAAGGGCUCUUGGCUUGGAGCUCCAAGGAGAGGCUACCGAUUUCAUCUGGGGUGUCAUGGACAUCAUUCCCAUCACCGACUUCCCCGAUAUCCGUAUGCGAUGCGCCAUCCACUCUGCCGAGAACGGCAGCUUGAUGGUCAUCCCGAGAGAGAACAAGCUUGUCCGCCUCUAUAUCCAACUGAAGGAGGUCACCCCCGAUGCGUCAGGACGAGCGGACCGCUCCAAGAUUACCCCCGAAAUCAUCUUUGGCGCCGCCCAGAAGAUUCUGAACCCCUACAAGAUCGAUUACGAGUAUUGCGACUGGUGGACUGCGUACCAGAUCGGCCAAAGAGUCGGCACCACUUAUGAUGCCCACAGUCGCGUCUUUCUCGCCGGGGAUGCUGUCCACACCCACUCCCCCAAGGCCGGCCAAGGUAUGAACGUCUCCAUGCAAGACACCUACAAUCUCGGUUGGAAAGUCGCACUGGCCGUCAAGGGCAUCGCUAAGCGCGACAUCUUGAGCACUUACCAGAGCGAGCGCCGCCGCGUCGCCCAGGACCUCAUUGAGUUCGACCACCGUUUCAGCCGUCUCUUCUCUGGCCGUCCGGCCAAGGACGUCAUGGAUGCCGAGGGCGUCAGCAUGGAGGCUUUCAAAGACGCAUUCCUUAAGGGCAACUUGUUCGCCUCUGGCUUGUCCGUCGAUUACGGCGCCAGCAACCUCGUCGUCAAGGCCGGCGACGCCUUGAAGCAGGGCGAUGGUAGCAAGGCUCUCAAGGGCGUUGCUACCAUUUCCGAGGAGGAGUUCCGGAGGAAACAGGCUCUCGCUUCUGGGCUGCCCGUGGGUAUGCGUUUCAAUAGCUUCAAGGUCCUCAACCAGGCGUGUGCGCGCCCCUGGCACUUUCAAGAGAGGCUCAAGGCGGACGGCCGCUUCCGCGUCGUUCUCUUCGCCGGGAAUGUCCUGGAUGCCUCACAGAAGGCCCGCGUCGAAAGAUUUUGCGCCGCGCUUGACGCGCCGGACAGCUUUCUGCACAGGGCCACUCCCCACAAGGCCCCUAUUGACAGCGUCAUCGAGGUUCUCACGGUACACUCCGCGAAGCGAACCGACACGGAGCUGCUGAGGGACUUCCCAGACAUCUUGCGCCCCUUCGACCCGCACACUGGUUGGGACUACAACAAGGUCUUCGUGGACGACGAGAGCUACCACGAGGGCCACGGCGAGGCUUACAAGAACUAUGGUAUCGACAGGCAGAGGGGUUGCGCUGUCGUGGUGCGGCCUGAUCAGUACGUCGCCUGGAUCGGCGAGCUCGAGGACUUUGAUGGACUGCAAAAGUAUUUUGAAGGUUGUCUUGUCCUGGGUCAUCGUGUCACUAAUGGAAUCAAUGGCACAAACGGGGUGAACGGGUAUGCAAAUGGCGUCGUCGGGACGGCGUUGCCUAUUCGACGGUGA
Molecule: messenger RNA, 2277 nt
Organism: Colletotrichum destructivum
Lineage: Eukaryota; Fungi; Ascomycota; Sordariomycetes; Glomerellales; Glomerellaceae
Product: Putative FAD-binding domain, phenol hydroxylase dimerization domain, Thioredoxin-like superfamily
Exons: 7
Coding region: 160-2277 (705 amino acids)
Molecular function (GO): FAD binding; oxidoreductase activity
Source: RefSeq, a predicted model, not a curated record